AUGGCGCCGAUAUUAGAAGCUUUCCACGCCUCCGAACUGCAAUCCAGAAUCAACACUCUCCCGACAGGCAAAGCGCACAAAUCUCCCGUGAAGGACUUGAAGAAAGAGUGCACACUCAAGGAAUUACUGCAAUACAAUUGUGAUUUGGAUGGACCGAAGGAUGAUCCCAAGUCCAAGGUGGUGUGUAAGCCAGUUUUGAGAUUAUUCCGGCAAUGCGCAAAUGGUCUCACGGUGGAGACGACGAGUUGGGAGGACAGAUUUGACGGGAGUACUGCAGAUGGGGGAAAUUUGAUGAAAUGA
Sphaerulina musiva SO2202 is the source of this 300-nucleotide messenger RNA. RefSeq lists its product as uncharacterized. Lineage: Eukaryota; Fungi; Ascomycota; Dothideomycetes; Mycosphaerellales; Mycosphaerellaceae. The transcript is spliced from 2 exons. The record is from RefSeq and is a predicted model, not a curated record. Gene Ontology annotation, cellular component: mitochondrial inner membrane peptidase complex. The coding region runs from base 1 to 300 and encodes 99 amino acids.